Molecule: messenger RNA, 1749 nt
Organism: Olea europaea var. sylvestris
Lineage: Eukaryota; Viridiplantae; Streptophyta; Magnoliopsida; Lamiales; Oleaceae
Product: probable polygalacturonase
Exons: 5
Coding region: 31-1524 (497 amino acids)
Biological process (GO): carbohydrate metabolic process
Molecular function (GO): polygalacturonase activity
Source: RefSeq, a predicted model, not a curated record
UGCAUUCCGAUCCGCAACCUGAGUUAAGAAAUGGUAGAAACCUUGACACCCACAUCAAGUCCAUCAUCUUGGUGGUGCCGUUGGAUCCCUACUAAUACCACAUUUUUUUCACUCCACAAACCCCUUCUGCUUGCUCUCUGGCUGGCCUUUUUGUUUACUGUGUUUUACUGGCAGCGGGAUGCCGCCACCGCUGGCGGCCUAUUGCUUUUCCGGCGGGAUUUUCCAUCUCGGAUGCUCAUCCUUCCCAAGCUCCGGCCCGUGGCAUUUAACUUGAAGGACUUUGGUGGAGUGGGGGACGGAAUCACUCUCAACACAGCCGCGUUCGAGAGUGCCAUGUUGGCGAUUUCGAAGCUGCGGAAAAAGGGUGGUGGGCAGCUCAAUGUGCCACCUGGGUAUUGGCUCACGGCUCCCUUUAAUCUCACUAGCCAUAUGACUCUGUUCCUUGCUGAGGGUGCUGUAAUUCUUGGUAUUGAUGAUGAGAAGUAUUGGCCACUGAUGCCUCCAUUGCCUUCAUAUGGAUAUGGUAGAGAACAUCCUGGACCACGAUUUGGAAGUUUAAUUCACGGCCAAAACCUCAAGGAUGUUGUAGUUACAGGAUAUAAUGGCACCAUUGAUGGACAGGGACAAACAUGGUGGAAGAAGUAUAGGCAGAAGCUUCUUAACAACACAAGAGGACCACUUGUGCAGAUUAUGUGGUCUACUGAUAUUCUGAUAUCUAAUAUAACAUUGCGUGACUCUCCCUUUUGGACGCUUCAUCCCUAUGACUGCAAAAAUGUCACAAUCAGAAACGUAACAAUCUUGGCACCCAUUUUUGAAGCUCCAAAUACUGAUGGCAUAGACCCUGAUUCAUGUGAAGAUAUGGUAAUUGAGAACUGUUACAUAAGUGUGGGAGAUGAUGGCAUUGCAAUAAAGAGUGGUUGGGAUCAAUAUGGGAUUGCCUAUGCACGGCCUUCAACGAACAUACGCAUUCGAAACCUUGUUGUUCGCACCAUGGUGAGUGCCGGCGUAUCAAUAGGCAGUGAGAUGUCUGGUGGGGUGUCGAAUGUCACUGUGGAAAAUGUCCAUGUAUGGAAUUCAAGGCGUGCUAUUCGGAUCAAGACAGCCCCUGGAAGAGGAGGAUACGUUCGACAUAUAACAUAUCAGAACGUGACACUUGAUAAUGUUCGUGUGGGAAUUAUCGUUAAGACAGAUUACAAUGAAUAUGCAGAUGACGAGUAUGACCGCAAUGCUAUUCCAAUACUAGAGGACAUAAGCUACACGUCGAUACACGGUGAGGGAGUUCGUGUGCCAGUUCGUAUUCAUGACAGUGAUGAAAUUCCUGUAAGAAACAUCACGUUCCGUGAUAUUUCCAUAGGAAUAACACAUAAGAAGCAGCACAUAUUCCAGUGUUCUUAUGUUCAAGGUCGUGUUAUAGGGAAUAUUUUUCCUGCUCCUUGUGAAAACCUCGACCUAUACGAUGAGCAAGGCCAAUUGAUCAAACGAUCUGUUUCUCAAAAUAUGUCAGUUAUAGAUUAUGAUUUUUGAAAGAAUUCUACAUUUUUCAGUUUUUUCAGUUGUCAAUAUGUUCUCGUAUGUUUCGUAAAAGUUCCAGUAGAACUGGGCAACAUGCUUGGAUCAAUCAAUCCGAUUGCCAAGUUAACGUUUUAGUAGUUCGUUACACCAUUUCGCCUCUGUAAUUUUCACUUUUAUCAUGCCUUGUAUAUGUAAUAAAUAUUCAGUUGACACAUUCAGGACCUCUUAUAUUCUUCA